This is a messenger RNA of Meriones unguiculatus (Mongolian gerbil), 2097 nucleotides long. Its product is annotated as keratin, type II cuticular Hb6. The transcript is spliced from 9 exons. Gene Ontology annotation, biological process: intermediate filament organization; keratinization. The record is from RefSeq and is a predicted model, not a curated record. The coding region runs from base 236 to 1693 and encodes 485 amino acids. Gene Ontology annotation, cellular component: keratin filament. Gene Ontology annotation, molecular function: structural constituent of skin epidermis. NCBI's taxonomy places the organism in Eukaryota, Metazoa, Chordata, Mammalia, Rodentia, Muridae.
AUUGUACAGUUUAGGGUAAAAAAUCAUAAACACUGAUCACCAAUUAAGCACAUUUAAGGAGGAGCCACAGCAGCUAAACAAGCCAAGCUCAUAAAGCCUCUAAUUGCUUCAGACCACGUGGUCGCAGUCAGGGCCCCCGCGGAUAUAAGAGGCCCACAAAAGCUAAAGAGGUAAACGCCUGAGUCCACGUCCACUGCACCCUUCACUUGGGCGUCUCCUUCCUCCCCACAUAGCCAUGACCUGUGGAUCCUACUGUGGCCGCGCCUUCAGCUGCGCCUCAGCCUGCGGGCCCCGGCCCGGCCGCUGCUGCAUCUCCGCAGCUCCAUACAGGGGCAUCUCCUGCUACCGCGGACUCUCCGGGGGCUUCGGCAGCCACAGCGUCUGCGGGGCCUACCGUGCCGGCUCCUGCGGACGCAGCUUCGGGUACCGCUCAGGGGGCAUCUGCGGGCCCAGCCCCCCCUGCAUCACCAGCGUCUCCGUCAACGAGAGCCUGCUCACGCCCCUCAACCUGGAGAUCGACCCCAAUGCUCAGUGCGUGAAGCAUGAGGAGAAGGAGCAGAUCAAGUGCCUCAACAGCAGGUUCGCGGCCUUCAUCGACAAGGUGCGCUUCCUGGAGCAGCAGAACAAGCUGCUGGAGACCAAGUUGCAGUUCUACCAGAACCGCAAGUGCUGUGAGAGCAACUUGGAGCCUCUGUUCGAGGGCUACAUCGAGACGCUGAGGCGGGAGGCUGAGUGUGUGGAGGCCGAUGGUGGGAGGUUGGCUGCUGAGCUCAACCACGUGCAGGAGGCCAUGGAGGGCUACAAGAAGAGGUACGAGGAGGAAGUUUCUCUGAGAGCCACAGCAGAGAAUGAGUUUGUGGCUCUAAAGAAGGAAGUGGACUGUGCCUACCUGCGCAAGUCAGACCAGGAGGCCAACGUGGAGGCACUGACCCAGGAGCUGGACUUCCUGAGGCGACUGUAUGAGGAGGAGAUCCGCAUCCUCCACGCCCACAUCUCAGACACUUCAGUCGUCGUCCAGAUGGACAACAGCCGGGACCUGAACAUGGACUGCAUCGUGGCUGAGAUCAAGGCUCAGUAUGACGACAUCGCCACCCGCAGCCGGGCAGAGGCCGAGUCCUGGUACCGCACCAAGUGUGAGGAGAUGAAGGCCACAGUGAUCCGGCACGGAGAGACCCUGCGCCGCACCAGGGAGGAGAUCAAUGAGCUGAACCGCGUGAUCCAGAGGCUGACCGCUGAGAUCGAGAAUGCCAAGUGCCAGAACACCAAGCUGGAGGCCGCCGUGACCCAGUCUGAGCAGCAGGGAGAGGCCGCCCUCACUGAUGCCCGCUGCAAGCUGGCUGAGCUGGAGGCUGCCCUACAGAAGGCCAAGCAGGACAUGGCCUGCCUGCUCAAGGAGUAUCAGGAGGUGAUGAACUCCAAGCUGGGGCUGGACAUCGAGAUCGCCACCUACAGGCGCCUGCUGGAGGGCGAGGAGCACAGGUUGUGUAAGGGCGUUGGCUCCGUGAAUGUGUGUGUGAGCAGCUCCCGCGGUGGCGUCGUCUGUGGCGAUAUCUGCGUCUCCGGUUCUGGCCCUGCUGUCAACACCAGAGUGUGCAGCACCCACGGCGGUGGCAACGUGGUGGUGGGCACCCCGAAUGCCUGUGCCCCCUGUGCCGGGGCAGGUGCCUGCAGCGGAGGCUGUAAGAGGUGCUAGGACGCCUCAGGGCUGCAGCCGCUGUCCAGGCCCAGGGCCGCACCGAGAGACAGUGGCCUCGGCGCGGCCCAGCAGCGUUCCCUAGCAACUCAUUGUGAGGAUUCUUGCCUUUCUCUCCCCUUCUGUUUUUAUUUGUUUUUUGGUUUUUGCUGGAGUCAUUGACCUUAGGAUCUUGGAGGAUCUACUGGCCCAGGACCCUCUUUGUCUGAGUUUCCCUGGGUUCCUAGCAUGCUUUUGCCUGGACAUGGAGACAGGGACCAACAUGCUUGCUGGGACCAAGUGACCCAGAGCAUUUUCUUCUGGGUCUGUCUGGCAGCAACUCCCCCAAGCCAGGGACUCAGCUGCCUUCACAUUUGCCUUUGCCUCACUCUGCGUUCCCAAUAAACUAAUUGCAGCGAAUCAAA